UCCUUGCUUGUUCUGCACACUAGGAUUCACUCUGGUCUAUCUUGGGUUAGUUGUAAAGAUCUUUGACCGCAUCUUAUGGUUCUAGUACUUUAGGUUACUUGGUGAGAGGUAUCAGUAGCUUCAUUAGGCCUGAAUCACUCGCGAUAGGCUACGACGACCAAGAAUGAACAGGAAUUGUCUCUGACAUCUGAAGAGGCCUGGGCUGGCCCUCAUCACUGAACUGUUGGCGCUACUGGGCAGAAUCUCCAGCCAUAACUUUGGAUAUCGUUAGCAGAUAGCUAGAAGACAUCGAAUUCACCCUUUCCAAGUUCGACAUUGUUGAUUUGAUGCCCCCGUCGUUCUGACAGACAGAGCCGCCAAUAUGAUGCCGAUGAUCCUGACAGUGUACCUAAGUGAUGGGGAACAGGCACUGACCGAGGUGCCCAUCACCCCUGAGACGUCGUGCCGCGACGUGGUCGAGUUCUGCAAGGAGCCUGGCGAGAGCGGCUGCCACCUUGCCGAAGUGUGGCGAGGCAACGAACGAGCAAUCCCCUUUGAGCACAUGAUGUACGAGCACCUACAGAAGUGGGGACCCCGAAAACAAGAGGUCAAGUUCUUCCUCCGGCACGAGGACUCGCCCACCGAAAGCAGUGAUCAAGGGAGCCAGCAAUCUCAAGAGCAGGCCAACCGUAGAAGUGGAAGUGGUGGGGAAAAGCACAAUGAGAAUGGGGUGGGGAACCCCCGCGUGGAGCUCACGCUCUCGGAGCUGCAGGAGAUGGCCACACGGCAACAGCAGCAGAUCGAGGCCCAGCAACAGAUGCUUGUUGCCAAGGAGCAGCGUCUGCGCUACCUGAAGCAGCAGGAGCGGCGGCAGCAGCAGUCGGUGUCUGAGAGCGAGAAGCUGCAGAGGCUCAAAGAGCGCGUGGAGAGCCAGGAGGCCAAGCUUAAGAAGAUCCGCGCCAUGAGGGGUCAGGUGGACUACAGCAAAGUCAUCAACGGCAACCUGUCGGCAGAGAUUGAGCAGGUGAGUGGGCUGUUCCAGGAAAAGCAGGUGGAGCUGCAGUCAGCUGUGCUGCGGGUAGAGCAGCUGAGUCUGCAGCUGGAGGACCUGCGGCGGGGAAAGCUCAAUGGCCUGCAGUCUGCGCUGGGAGGACAGGUCACCAGCACUGCAGCCCUGGAGCUGCGCAAACUCUACCAGGAGCUGCAGAUCCGGAACAAGCUGAACCAGGAUCAGAACAGUAAGCUGCAGCAGCAGAAGGAUCUGCUCAACAAACGCAACAUGGAGGUGACCCUCAUGGACAAGCGCAUCGGAGAGCUGCGGGAGCGCCUCUAUAAGAAAAAAGCUGAGGCACGUCAAAAAGAGAACUUACCUCUAAACAGGACCAACGGGCCUCCCUCUCCCCAGCCGGCCCCAGGGACUCUGGGCCGGGUGGCAGCCGUGGGGCCCUACAUUCAGGUCCCUCUGCCGGGUAGACAAGAGGGAGGCUACACUGGACCCCCCGAACCUAUGAAACCCCAGACACUGGGUGUCAACGCCCCAGCCAAUCAUGCCCGCUCCAAAUCAGCUAAUGACGCUGGCUGGCCCACCCUUGGCAAGGGCAAUGCCUCUCUCAAGCCCCCCGACUGGCCGGAGUCUGGGCUGGACACGCAGGGAAAGAUUCCCCCUCCGGGCUCCCCUGCUGCUACCGCAGCAGACAAGGUGCUGGACUCCAACAAGAUGACAAUCUCCUCCCCGGUGGUCCCUUCCAAGCCCCAGCCGCCUCCCUACGGCUCCCACCUAACUUCUGCCGGCUCCACCAGCUCUCUGGACCGCCGGCCAGGCCUGCUCCCCAACCCCCCCGGCCCUGUCUGGCCCCGUGUUCCCCCCUCCACCGGCUCCUCCUCCCAGCAGAUCCAGCAGCGCAUAUCGGUGCCCCCCAGCCCGACCUUCCAGCCCAACUCACCUCUCUUCCCACCGGGUCUUCCCGGGGAUCGACUUGACCCUGUCCUGGCCGUGGCGGUGCGCCCCUUCGUCCCAGACAGAGGCUCCCGGCCCCAGUCGCCGCGCAAGGGCCCAGCCACCAUGAACUCCAGCUCCAUCUACCACAUGUACCUCCAGCAGGCGGCGCCCAAGAGCUACCCGCUCAAGCCUGCGCUCAAAGCAGUGUACGGGAAGCCCGUUCUCCCCUCUGGCUCCACGCCGCCCUCCCCCCUGCCCUUUAUGCUGACAGGAGGGCCCUUCCCCGGGUUCCAGGGGCCGGCCGGUGAGGACACUGGGGACAGAGAGGGCCCUGACAUCGACGGGGCCCCGGAUACCCCCCCGCCCAAUGUGGAGAAUAUCCCGCGGCCCCUCAGCCCCACCAAACUCACCCCCAUGGCCCACUCGCCCCUUCGCUACCAAAGCGACGCCGACCUGGAAACGCUGCGCAAGAAGCUGGCGAAUGCCCCGCGGCCCCUCAAGAAGCGAAGCUCCAUCACUGAGCCAGAGGGCCCAGCCGGGCCCAACAUCCAGAAGCUGCUCUACCAGCGCUUCAAUACCCUGGCUGGCGGCAUGGAGGGUGGUGGCGCUGGAGCAGGGGGAGCCAGGGUGGGCGGCACGCCAUUUUACCAGCCUGCCAACCCACCCGACUACCCCGGUGGCUCGUUGGCAGACGCCGACAACGGGAACCCGCCAUGUGAGGACCCGCUCCCUCCCCCACCACCAGCCGUGGCAGAGGGGUCAUCCUCAGAGCCCCUGCCACCGCCUGACGCCAAUGACAACAAGCUGCUGCCCCCGCCACCGGCCCCCGAGGUGAUCAGCCCCCCUGCCCCGGAGGCCUCGGAGGAUACCAACAACAAUAACCUAGGGGGAGUCUCGGUGGCCACCCUGCCUAGCCCUGUGCCUGAGGUCAGCUCUCCAGAGGAGGUUGCCACCACCCCCUCACAGCAAGUGGAGAAGCGAACUAACCUGAAGAAGCCCAACUCGGAGCGGACGGGUCACGGCCUGAGGGUGAAGUUCAACCCCCUGGCGCUGCUACUGGAUGCCUCACUGGAGGGCGAGUUUGACCUGGUGCAGAGGAUUAUCUAUGAGGUGAAGAACCCCAGCACAGCCAACGACGAGGGCAUAACCCCGCUGCACAACGCAGUGUGCGCUGGACACCACCACAUUGUCAAGUUCCUGCUCGACUUCGGAGUAAACGUCAACGCUGCCGACAGCGACGGCUGGACACCCCUGCACUGUGCAGCCUCCUGUAACAGCGUUCACCUGUGCAAGUUGCUGGUGGAGUCAGGGGCGGCCAUCUUCGCCAGCACCAUCAGCGACGUGGAGACGGCGGCAGACAAGUGUGAAGAGAUGGAGGAGGGCUACAUCCAGUGCUCUCAGUUUCUGUACGGUGUCCAGGAAAAGCUGGGCGUGAUGAACAAGGGGGCGGUGUAUGCGCUGUGGGAGUACGAGGCCCAGAGCCCAGAUGAGCUGUGUUUCGGCGAGGGCGACGCCAUUAACAUCCUGCGGCGGCAAGACGACAGCGAGACCGAGUGGUGGUGGGGCCGCCUGGACCACAGGGAGGGUUAUGUACCCCGCAACCUGCUGGGGCUCUACCCCAGGAUAAAACCUCGUCAGCGCUCCCUGGCUUAGCCCCUCUGCCUCUUCCUUGGGUGAAAAACUGGACUAUAGGCAGGCGUGGCCGAAGACUGGCGGAGUGGGGCGGCCUGGUGCUCCCCUACUGCCACAGUUUCCCCCUCCCUGUAACCCUGGCUAUGGGACACCGGACAGUGUUCAACACUGAGACACACACACACACACACACACACACAGACCCCAGAAAAGACAGGAUCCCUCUGCUACCCCUUUUCGGUCGACCAAACCCCACUCUGCUCUCUCACUCUCUCCUUUCAGCUUUAUUUAAAUCUGUGUGUGUGUGAGAGAAAAGCUGGAGCACAAGGCUCAGUGGAGAAUCAAGCACUAACCAGUAGUGUUUUUUUUUGGACACCGCUCAGUCAUACAGCGGACAGGACAUUCACCCCUAGUGCUUACCUCUGACGGUUGAUGGUGUGUGUCUGUUUGGAGAGGGCAAUGUGUGUUUUGUGGUUUCUGUGUGUGUGUGUGUGUGUGUGUGUGUGUGUGUGUGUGUGUGUGUGAAUAGUUUAGAGGGCCUUGUGUAUUUGGAAAGUGUGUGGGUUUAAGGACUAGAGAGAGGGGGCUUGUGUAUGUGUACAAUAGGUGUGUGUGUGACAUGUGGAUGGUGGAUGUGUACCAGUUUUAAUUUAGUCAAUAACUAUGACAAGAUAUUAGUCAACCUAUUUUUCCUGACGGACACUAAUGAUGAUAGCGAGAUGCCAUGAAAAAAAACAAUAACUAACAAUUUAGUUUUCUUUUUAGUUGACGAAAACGUGACUAGACGAGAAUUCCACGUGUGACUAAUGAACAUUCAAUUUGACAUGAAGCUCCCUUUAGUCUGUUUUGUCCAAUCAUAAGCAUGCAUGCCUUUGCAGAAUAUUGAAUGCAAUCCUCUCAUUGGCUAAAUGAACGUCUUUCAGUUGCAGGGUCUGAUUGAGCUGAUCUGCCCGGCUCUCCCACAGCUCCCGGCAGUCACUUCAGUCACUUGUGUAUCUUUUGAACUGAUGCUCAGGACACUUCAAUUGUAACUAACCUAAACUAGAAACAAUGUAGGCUAUUUUUGCUUUGAUCAGAUCAGAAACUAUUUUCCCAUGUGUGCUACUAUUCAUCUGUGUUGCUACUCUCACGGCCCACUAAUACGAGUGCAGUUUUUUAAAUUGAAAAUAUGAAUGCCAUUUGCUUAAUAUUAGGAGUACAUUAAUAUUCCUGGCAUUGUUGAAAAGCUCAGAUUCUCCCCCUUCAAGGGAGUCAAUGUUAUUUAUCCCCAUCCCAAGUUUCUGAUGGGAGAAAGAGCUGAAUGCCUAAAUUGUUUCAUCUGUAGCCAAGGAUUUAUAGCCUGUAUGGUAAAUCAUGGCUGGAUUUGGUUACAAUCUGCCAUAAUAGCAAUUUGCCAGCUAUUUGAGGGGAUAGUAGGCCUAGGCCUAGUUGGACAAGGCUAUCUUAAUGUGCACAUGAUGACUGAAAGGUUAUGUAUGAUGAGUUUAACAGGUCAAGAAUGUGUGUGUGCUGUGAAGAGGGGUGACAGUUUGAGGUCUGUACAAGGGUGCGCCAGAUAUUCUGAAUGUUAUGUACAAUCAUAACGGGGAUUUUGAAUGUCCCUCUCGAUAUGGACAAAGAGUACCUAUAUCAAUUCUGUAGGUCGCUUGCUAGGUAAUUUCCGAAUAAGCCGGAAUUUAACUGUCCUAACUUACUUUUCCAUCAUAGCUUCUUUCCAUCAUAGCUUCUUAGGGAUUUGACACUGCCCUUCCACAUGACAAAACAAAAAGGCCUACUUAGGUUAUUUUCCAAAAGUAAAAAAAAUAUUUCUCAACAUGUUUCUGGAUUUUAGUCCCAGGUAAAGCACUCUUUGUUAGUAAAGUGUAUUGGAUUAUUGAAAUUUCCCAAACAAGAUAACAUUUCUUAAAAAAAAAAAAAUCUUCUCACGGAAUGAAGCACUCAUCCCCUAAUUUUCUUGCGCCGUCAGGGCCAUGCUAUCAUAACACCCUUUUGAACUAUUCACAAUUUGUCACAUUAAAUGCCCUGCUUUAGUUAUAGAAGUUAUCAGCAAAAACAAACUUUAUUUUACAAAAACUUUUAAAGCUUCACUCAACUUGUCAGAUCCUGCAAAGAGGUGUGUCCAACCAUUGCCAAUGUAGAUUGAGAUUUGAGAUAAAGUGGUGUUUGUGAUGAACAGGGAUGCAGUGUCCUAUGCGUUUGUGCAGUGAAGGAACCCUCCUUCGGGCAAAAGUGUGUGUUUUAUGAGAGAUGCGUCAGGCCUCACUCACCAUAGAGCCAUGAUCUGGGGGGUCCUCACCACUUCACUUCAGGCGCGUGUGAAAGUGUUAUAAUUGAGCACUUGAUCAAACCCACGCUCUUACAAAUCCGAUGGGUGUGGCCAUUCAAGCAGAAUGACAUUUACAUAACACUAAGGUAUUCUUUUGUUGUAUUACCCCUACUUUCCCUGCCUGACCUUGUUUCCAGUUCUGUGAGAUGAGAUUUGUACCUUGCCCAGCAAGGCAGGAAAAGAGCUUUACCCUAAUAAUCUCUGUAAAUACUGAGAUGAGUGUGUUUGACUGUCUGCUGUAUGAAGACUCAUUGACUCGUGGGGGUUCUGUAAGCAUUAAGGAUGCAGUACUUACACAUCCUGUUCUGUGAAUGUGCACAAUAAAAACAAUUCCCCGCAU
Salvelinus namaycush (lake trout) is the source of this 6216-nucleotide messenger RNA. RefSeq names its product protein phosphatase 1, regulatory subunit 13Bb (gene ppp1r13bb). Gene Ontology annotation, molecular function: p53 binding. Gene Ontology annotation, cellular component: nucleus. The record is from RefSeq and is a predicted model, not a curated record. NCBI's taxonomy places the organism in Eukaryota, Metazoa, Chordata, Actinopteri, Salmoniformes, Salmonidae. Bases 362 to 3571 code for a protein of 1069 amino acids. The transcript is spliced from 18 exons. Gene Ontology annotation, biological process: regulation of apoptotic process.